AUGAGUACAUCAAUGGCAACUUCACCUCACACUCAUCUUCUCCAAAACCACAACAUUUUCAACCACCCCACCAAAAAACAUCACAACCUUCUCUCAUUGUCCUUCAAACCCAUCUCAAUCAAAUGCGCCACCACCCAACCCCAACAAGACCGCGUCUUCAACUUCGCCGCCGGCCCCGCCACCCUACCAGGAAACGUCCUCCUCAAAGCCCAAUCAGAGCUCUACAACUGGAACGGAUCCGGCAUGAGCGUCAUGGAAAUGAGUCACAGAGGCAAAGAGUUUCUCUCCAUAAUCCAAAAAGCAGAAUCAGAUCUACGUGCCCUCUUACAGAUCCCAGCUCAAUACUCUCUUCUAUUCCUCCAAGGCGGCGCCACCACCCAAUUCGCCGCCUUGCCUUUAAACCUCUGCACCCCACAAGACACUGUCGAUUACAUCGUUACCGGUUCCUGGGGCGACAAAGCAGCUAAGGAAGCACAAAAGUAUUGUAACCCGAAAGUAAUCUGGUCUGGGAAAUCUGAAAAGUAUACACAGAUUCCAUCCUUUUAUGAUUUUCAACAAAACCCAGAUGCUAGAUAUUUGCAUAUAUGCGCAAAUGAAACUAUUCAUGGAGUUGAGUUUAAGGAUAGUAAUUACCCUAACCCUAGAAAUGCUACUGGGAUUUUGGUCGCUGAUAUGUCUUCAAAUUUCUGUUCAAAGCCCGUUGAUGUCUCUAAAUUUGGAGUUAUUUAUGCUGGGGCUCAGAAAAAUGUAGGACCCUCUGGUGUAACAAUUGUGAUCAUAAGAAAAGAUUUGAUUGGGAAUGCUCAAAGUUUUACUCCAGUGAUGCUUGAUUAUAAGAUACAUGAUGAGAACAAUUCACUUUAUAACACUCCUCCAUGUUAUGGUAUUUACAUGUGUGGUUUGGUUUUUGAGGAUCUUUUGAAACAAGGUGGUUUGAAGGAGGUUGAGAAGAAUAACAAGAAGAAAGCUCAGAUUCUGUUUGAUGCUAUUGAUGGGAGUAGAGGGUUUUAUAGGUGUCCUGUGGAGAAAUCUGUGAGGUCUUUGAUGAAUGUUCCUUUUACUUUGGAGAAACAGGAAUUGGAGGGUGAGUUUGUUAAGGAAGCUGCUAAGGAAAAGAUGGUUCAACUUAAGGGACAUAGGUCUGUUGGUGGUAUGAGAGCUUCUAUAUAUAAUGCUAUGCCCAUGGCUGGAGUUGAGAAGUUGGUUGCUUUCAUGAAAGAUUUUCAGGCCAAGCAUGCUUAG
Molecule: messenger RNA, 1242 nt
Organism: Vicia faba (fava bean)
Lineage: Eukaryota; Viridiplantae; Streptophyta; Magnoliopsida; Fabales; Fabaceae
Source: the annotation of a GenBank genome assembly